UCGUCGCGCGCUGUCGCUCUGUGGGAUAAGAAGCAGAAGAAGAGGAAGAAGAAAAGAGGGGCGUGUUCGGGGUUUGGCGGUAGUGACAAUGCCAGUAUCUCGCGGGCUAGUUGGAGUCGAGGGCGACGACUGGAUCGAGAAGUGAGAGAGGCACACAAGCUGUGUGCCAACCCUGGCCCAGGCCGAUCGCGUAGUGUCUAGUGUGUCGAGAUGACGGGCGCGCGGAUGAGACCCGCGCUCGUUGUGGGCCUCCUCCUCAGCAUUCUAGCUGUCACCUUACAAGGAGUGCAAAGCGAAGACGAGCCAGAACGAGUGCCAUCCGAGGAUUUAUGUCGGCCAUACAUCGAGAAAGCGCUCAAAGACAUCGGCACAGGAUCUUUGGACCAGAGCAGUGCAGAGAUCGGAAUCGAGAUUGAUCAAGAGAGCCAUGAAGCAACACCUGCGAGCGAGGAAGCUGGCGAGGCAACAGACGAUGUUUCGAAAGAAGAGAGUGAAGCCAAGGAUGAGGAAGGAUCGGUAGAGGAAGAUGCUGAUGGGAGCAAGGAAGCAACCGAAGAACAAAUCGACGCUAGUGAAGAAAAAACAGAAGGAGAAUCUGAAAAAGAUGAACAUAGCAAAGAAGCUGCUGAGAAUGUCGAAGUUGGCACUGCUCAAGAAGCGACGUCCGCCGAGAUAACCGAAGGCGAUGGAGAACAGGUCGAUUCUUCCGAAAAGGUGAUUGAAAACGAAGCAGCUCAAAGAUCGAAGACAGAUCGACAAUCGACAAAUCAAGAAUCAACAUCAGAAAUCGAGUCAAAUCAAAAUCAAAGCGCGUCAAAAUCAAAGCGAUCAAGUCAUAGAAAUCAAAUCGAUCAGAAGUCAAAGUCAAGAUCAAAGCAUCAGAUCAAUCGUCAACAAAUCAAUCAGUCGAUCAGACAAUCAAACAAUCAGUCGAAUCAAAUCGAAGAAGAAGGAGAAAAAACUGAAGAAACAGAAGCAAAAGAAGGAAAAUCGGAAGAGGAGGAUACAAAAUCUGAGGGAGAAGGGGAUGAAGAUGUGAAAUUGCGUAGCAGGCGAGAAGUCGGCGAGGAAGGAGCAGACGAAUCUACAGAAGAAGCCGCUAGCGAGGAAGAGCAAGAACCCACCCCAGAGGAAGAGUUAAUUCAAGAAAUCGAAAUCGAAAUUCCGGAGAAUCUUCGACCGAGAGAUCACAUCAAUCAGUUGCUAAAACUAGACGAAGAGAAUGCGGAAAAGGAGAGAGCUAUACAAAGAGAAGCUGAUAUCAUCCUCAGGGAUCUGAAAAGACUCUAUGAUAACGCUAUAAAGCCGUUAGAAACCAUGUACAAAUACAGAGAUUUGAGUAACAGGCAUUUCGGAGAUCCCGAAAUAUUUUCCAAGCCACUAGUGCUCUUUAUGGGUCCGUGGAGCGGCGGAAAAUCGUCCAUCAUCAAUUAUUUGCUCGACAUUGAGUACAAACCGAUAUCUCUAAGAACAGGUGGUUUGAGAGAGUGCUUAGAAGAGCAUUGCAAAUCGCCAAAUGGAAAAAAUGACACAGGAGCCGAGCCAUCACCGGCGUACUUCAACAUAAUAAUGCACGGCGAGGAGGAAGAGAUCCUCGACGGCACUCAACUGGCUGCCGAUUGGACUUUCUCGGGAUUGCAGAAAUUCGGCCAGGGUCUGUUGGAUCGUCUCAGGGGAUUGCGACUUAACAACAAAUUGCUAGAAAGGGUGAAUAUCGUCGAGAUACCGGGUAUCUUGGAAAUUCGCAAACAAGUUCAACGUUUAUUCCCUUUCAACGACGCUUGCCAGUGGUUCAUCGAUCGAGCGGACAUAAUAUUUUUGGUUUAUGAUCCCGCAAAAUUGGACGUCGGACCCGAAACCGAGGCGAUCCUUGAUCAGUUAAAGGGAAGAGAAUAUCAGACCCGCAUUAUUCUCAAUAAAGCCGAUCAGGUGAAACCCGAGGAACUGAUGAGGGUGCAAGGCGCCCUAAUCUGGAAUAUAUCGCCGCUAAUGUCGAGUGCCGAACCACCAAUAAUGUACUCUACAUCGUUAUGGUCCAUACCUUACGAAGCUGGUGCGCCCAUCAGAUUGCUGUACGCUCAAGAACGCGCAUUCCUUCGCGAUCUACGAUCCGCGAUAAACAAGAGAGUCGAGCACAAAAUAGCGAGCGCCAGAAGAUUCGCCGUACGAGUGCGCAACCACGCAAAGAUGGUAGAUUGCUACCUGACGACGUACUACAACCACAAGACGUUCUUCGGCAACAAGCGGGAGAUCAGCGACAAGAUCAUCGAGAAUCCACAAGAUUAUCAUAUUUACGAAGGCCUCAGCACCCUGACCAACAUAUCGCGCUAUGACCUGCCCGAUCCGGACGUCUAUCGCGACUUCUUCCGGUUGAAUCCGCUCUACGACUUUCCGCUGUUGAGCUCGACCUGCACGUACUUCCGCGGCUGCCCGAUCAAUAGGCUCGACGUGGCAAUCGCCUACGAUCUACCCGAGCUGGUGGGCAAGUACAAAAAGUCGGUAGAAUCAGUGCUGCACGGGAGCGAGGGUAACAGCCCGCCAAGUUGAGUGCGAAUCCGCGUUCUGGAAAAUAGUUCUUGCUACCAUGUAAAGUAUGGGUCCAGCGCCAUAGCGACCUUCGCUACACCAAGGAGAAAUAAUAACAGCCUCGGUGACGCGAAAGUCAAGGACGCUCGAUGACGCAGUCCGAUAUUUGAGAUGGUACCGAGGACUCUCUUCCUGAAAUUCAAGCAGGCGAUCGCACUACCCAACUCGUAUUCGAAGUGCCCCGAUGACAAGAGGUCGGUUCGCGAGAAAAGCCGACGGUCACGAGAUAAAGAGAGAGAACGGGAGCGAAAGGACAGGGAAAGCGUGAAAAAGCAACAUCACGUAUCUCUAGGUCCGAAUAAUUUAGUCUCGUGCCUCUCAACAGGGCAAAAUAUGAAGUGUGAUAUCACGGAUUCGAUGAUCGGUACACCACCUCGUUUGCAGAAAAAGAGCAAGUGCGUGGUUGCUUGUGUCUGGUAAAACAAUGCGUACGAGUGUUACCAUUCCGAUCCAAAAGCGGACAACAGUGACAGUUCCCUACGAAUAUACAUAUGUGUUCAGAUAUCGGUUCCUCUCGGCGAAAAUUCGGUACAACAGUGAUUUGUCUCGCUUUUUUAAGUACUCGAUAAAAUUCGUCUAAAUUUAAUUAAAAAAAAAAAAAAAUCUGAUUUCAGUAUUUUUGUAAUCUCUCAAUUUAUCCAUUUUUAAUUUCGGUAUCUCUAAUUUUGAAAUAUAGGAGAUUAACCCUCGUUUAAUUCUUUUUUCUUCUUUAAAAAAUUUUAGAAUUUAAUAUUUAUUCACCUAAUUUUAAUUUGAAGAAAUUUUAUUUUAAAAGAUUCGCAUAUCUAAAAUUAACUUUAUAUAGAGAAAAAAAAAUAAAGUUUAAAAUUUUAAUUUUUUCGAAAAAAGAUUCAAUCACUAUUGCACCUAGUCUUUAAAUACGUUUGUCUCGCGAUGAAUCGAUGCCUGCUGAUAACUUUCAUCUCGAAAUAAGACAGACUCUUCAAAAUAGACAUAAUGUUAAAUAAUUGCAACGAUUUCGUCCGCCAUCAAGGAUAUAUUAAAUUAAUCGUAUCGAAAUAUUUCCAUUGCGAAAGAGAUAAAAUGAUCUCUUCUUGAGGCUUUUGUGGAAUACCUUGUAUAAGCUGAUUUGUGUUCUUAUUAAAAAAAUGUGUAAUUAAAUAAUUUAAGGUAAUUGAUCUCUCACGCGUUACUCAGUUAACGUGUGAGACGGAUCGUGUGUGAGAGGGAAGAUGCUUUCCUGAUUAAAAACUUCAACUUUCUUCUCGAGUUCGCGUUAAAAAUUAUAUGUUUCCUAUACUUUAAAUAUACACGCUGUGUCCUUUUAAAUAAUUAUAUUGUAAAUAUUUAAAAUAACCUUCCUUUCCAAAUUCUUUUAUUUUUAUUUAUUUAGUUUUAGACUAUCAGUUCUUCAAGUGUUUAAAUUUUUUAAUUCCUAUAAAUUUCCACAAAUUCUGUUUAAAUCGUUGAAUUUUAAUAGCUUUUAAAUCGCUAUUUUAUUCUUGGAUUUUCAUAUCGUCGGAUACAAAUCCUUUUAUUCCGUCUUUAGAAUGUUUUUGGAUGUUCUUAUCUAUUUCAAUUGUAUUUCAUUAAUUUCAGAACAAAUUGUUCAAUGUAUUGGAUCACCUUAAUAUUCACGAAUUUAAUUGAAGAUUAAGACUAAACAAAGACAAAUAUAUUGUAAUGUGUUUUCAAUCUAUUAUAUGCGCAUUAUAUUUUUCAGAGAAAGCGCGAACGCGUUAGGAGUGGUGCAAGUGAAUCCUAAUCGCGAAUAAUACAGAGCAAGCUUUAUCAUUCACAUCAUUUAAAAUAAUUAUAUAAAUGCGCAAUUCAUGCAGCAUCUGUAUGUGACAUCGUUGUUAUUACCAUUGUUGUUGCUGUCAUCAUUGUUAUCUUACAUUAUACGAGACAAUUACGUCGAGUAAAUUUAAUAUUGUUACAAAGAUGUGUUAUAUCAAGGCAUCUAUUUCUUUAGUUAGAGUAAGGUUUAAUAUAUCAAUGCACAUAAUGUAUCUAGGCUAAGUAGAUAUAAUUAUAUGAAAUUUAUUAUAAUUAUUAUAUAUCUCUAGGCAAAUGUGUACGUUUCAAAUAAGAAUGUGUGUUACAGUCGC
Molecule: messenger RNA, 4658 nt
Organism: Cataglyphis hispanica
Lineage: Eukaryota; Metazoa; Arthropoda; Insecta; Hymenoptera; Formicidae
Product: sarcalumenin
Exons: 12
Coding region: 211-2547 (778 amino acids)
Molecular function (GO): GTP binding
Source: RefSeq, a predicted model, not a curated record